This is a messenger RNA of Ictalurus punctatus (channel catfish), 3012 nucleotides long. Its product is annotated as L-serine dehydratase/L-threonine deaminase. The record is from RefSeq and is a predicted model, not a curated record. The transcript is spliced from 8 exons. Lineage: Eukaryota; Metazoa; Chordata; Actinopteri; Siluriformes; Ictaluridae. Gene Ontology annotation, biological process: L-threonine catabolic process; L-serine catabolic process. Gene Ontology annotation, molecular function: pyridoxal phosphate binding; L-serine ammonia-lyase activity; threonine deaminase activity. Bases 147 to 1121 code for a protein of 324 amino acids.
AGCUGCGAUUGGUUCUCGUGAAACAUUAAUUCUGUAAUUUAGAGUAUAAGAAGACUUUGAAACAUUAGACUUGACCAAGGACAGAAACAACACAGCCAGGACGCCAUAUAUUUUAAUUUGUCGAGGUUAUUCCUGAAGGUCAGACUAUGCAGAACCCUCAUCCACUUCAUAUCGUCACUCCACUAAGAGAGAGUCUGCCACUCUCUAAUAUAGCAGGAACAGCUGUAUAUCUGAAGCUGGACUCAUGUCAGCCUACAGGCUCGUUUAAAAUCCGAGGCAUCGGUCACUUGUGUAAGAUGAGGGCAGAAACUGGCUGUACUCGAUUUGUCUGUUGCUCAGGAGGCAACGCUGGCAUGGCUGCUGCCUAUUCUGCACGGAAGUUGGGAGUGCCUGCCACUAUAGUGGUGCCCAGUGUUACCCCUUCAGGCACUGUGCAGAGACUUUAUGAUGAAGGGGCUGAUGUUGUCAUUCAUGGCAAAUCAUUGAACGAGAGCCUUGAAUUUGGACAACAGCUUGUGUCUAACAAUCCAGACUGGGUAUUCAUCUCUCCCUAUGACGAUCCCCUUAUUUGGGAAGGUCACACCACUCUGGUGAAGGAGCUGGAGUCCCAGCUGGAUGGGAAGCCAGGAGCAGUGGUUUUGUCUGUGGGAGGUGGUGGCCUCUUGAAUGGGGUUGUGGAAGGUCUCCGCCGUGCUGGUUGGGAAGAUGUCCCCAUCAUUGCUAUGGAAACAGUAGGCGCUCACAGCCUCAAUGCAGCCAUGAAGGUGGGAGAGCUGGUUACACUGCCCUCCAUCACUAGUGUUGCUACCACGCUGGGCCUGACACGAGUAUCAUCUCAAACAAUGAAGCUUGUGGGUGAGCACACUGUUUACUCAGAGCUGGUCACAGAUCAGGAAGCUGUAUGGGCAGCUGAGCGUUUCAUUGAUGAUGAAAAGAUUUUAGUUGAACCUGCUUGUGGUGCUGCUCUUGGAGCCAUCUACUGCAAUAUCAUUAAGCGUCUUCAGAAGGAGAAUAAGUUGACUCAGGAGUUGGGACCAGUGGUGGUGGUUGUGUGUGGUGGCAACAACAUCAGCAUAGAGCAAUUGCAUAGUCUAAAGAAACAAUUGGGAAUGACCGGCUAGACAAGGACAUAUCCAGAUACACUGUAAUUUUUUGGGGGGAUGUAAAUAUAAUGAACAUCCUACAUUUAGAGUUAGAAAUUUUGACGACUAUACUAUUUACCUUAUCAUGCUUGUUUGCUAAGUAGGUCUACAAAUGCACUGCUUUGCAAAAGUAUUCAACCCCCUUAAAAGUGAACAGAUUUGUCUGCAUAAGUAUUCAACCCCUUCAGCAGGGCUGUGCACAGGCAUUUUGAGGGGCAGUAGUUCUGAAAGAUCUUGAUAACCUCAUCUUUUAUGAUUGGGAUUUGCUUCUCGAUGGCCAGAAGCAGAAAGAGCCUCAAAUAGAGAAUGAAUAACAAGAGAAUCAGAGACCGAAUGAAUAACAAAAUCUUUUACAAUCAUAUUAUAAAUAGUUAGGCGUAAUUCUCAAUGUAGUUAAUGUUGUUGUAAUAACUAAUCCUUUUAAAGAAUUCGAUGUCUAUCUUUCUUCUUAUCACACUCUUCCUAGCGCGUCCCUUUACAGUCAGCCAGUAUAACCCUCUCACCUGUAUCUGUCUGAUUUAGCUCCUGAUGCUCAUUGGGCUCUCCCUCGAUCUCUGAGCCUGCCUCUGACUCAUACUGAACUGAACUAUUAGAAAUUUAAUUUACUGUUAUACAGCAUACAGUGCCCUCCACUAAUAUUGGCAGCCUUGGUAAAUAUGAGCAAAGAAGGCUGUGAAAAAUUGUCAUUAUUGUUUAACCGUUUGAUCUUUUAUUCAAACAAUUCAAACGCCAGCGUGGACCUAGAAAUUUGAAGGAUCCGGAGAGAUUCUGUAUGGAGGAAUGGUCUCAGAUCCCUUGCCAUGUAUUCUGCAGAGCUCUUGAUAUGCUUGACUGGUGCACCUUCACUCCAGUCUCAGCCACAGAAUUCUGUAGCCCCUUUAAAGUCUUACUGUAACUUCCCUCACAAGUCCCCUUCAAGCUCCGAUGCUUGAGUUUUACGGGACAGCCUUGUCUAGGCAGUGCCUAGGUAGUAUGGUGCAGAUUCCAUUUCCUCACAACUGAUCCAACAGUGCUUACUGGAAUAUCCAAAAUCCAACUUGGAUAUUAUUUUGUAGCCUUUUCUUAUCUUCUGCAUGUCUAUAACUUUGUAAUAUCCUUAAAAUGCUGUUUGGUCUUCAGUUUGACAGCCUUCCAUCAGAUUCACAAUCUGAUCAAUGGUACUUGCAGUAAGAGGUCUUUUAUCGAGAAAGGGGGACCUUUCAAAUGAUUCACAGGCAGAGGCCAAUUGUAAGCCAAAUGUGUCCUCGGUAGGCCAAUCUUGCAUCACUGUAAACUUGGAGCUUCUACAGGACAGGGGUUGCAAGCUAAAUUUUUAGGUUUUUAUCAUUUCUUAAAGAUCUGCUGACAAAUAAUGAGUUUGGUUUGCAAAAAGGUUCUGUCUGGUACAAUCUGUGUAAGUGUAUCUGUAAGCUUGAUGAAUCUGAUGACUUUUAAUGGGGUUGAAUACUUUUGCAAGGCACUUUAUAAUUCCACACCUGACUGACUUUUGUACACCCACAGCUGGGGCUAAAUCAUUCCAGAAUGUCUAGCUUUACUGAAAUUUCCUAGAAAUGUCAUUUAGUCAAGAAUUCUAAAGAAGAGACUGAAAGUGGUGUUUUUGAAAUAUAUCAAGUUCUUGCCUAGAAGUGUGUAGGUGUGUGGGUUGAAAAUGUUUUCCAGGUUUUCCAUGUCUUGUGAAAUGUACAAUGUUUGUGUUUUAGAUUUAAUCUGUCUAAUGUAACAUGAAUCUUAUUUUAGCAAUUAAAUGUUUGUUUCUGUUCACUUUAUGUAUAUUUAUAUUAGUAUACAUAUGUUUGGAAACCCCUGGCCAAAUGACACAGUGAAAGAAGUAAACAACCUUUGCAAAAAGCAAUAAAAUGUUUGUUUUUUA